Fraxinus pennsylvanica is the source of this 816-nucleotide messenger RNA. The record is from the annotation of a GenBank genome assembly. Lineage: Eukaryota; Viridiplantae; Streptophyta; Magnoliopsida; Lamiales; Oleaceae.
AUGGCGUCAGUAGCUGGGAAAGCAAACCCAUAUUUUCUUGCUGCUCCAUCAUCUCACUCUCACUUUUAUCCCUCACCUAAUUUUACCCACAAAAACUUAAUAAAAAUCCCAUUGUCCUCUGAUCCUCCAAGUCCGAGGCUGAUUUCGGUGCGUUCCAACAACCCCAACCUCGAUUCCAUCAAAAUGGAUCAGACUGCGUCCGGGUUGGGAUCAGGACCUGGGAACCAGAUCCAUUCGAAUGCAUCUUCCUCUCCUUCUGCUUCCAUUGAUUUCCUCACUCUGUGCCAUCGUCUGAAGACUACAAAACGAAAAGGAUGGAUUAAUCAUGGCAUAAAGGGUCCUGAAUCUAUUGCUGAUCAUAUGUACCGCAUGGCAUUGAUGGCUUUGAUUGCUGAUGACCUUCCUGGAGUGAACAGGGAAAGGUGUAUCAAGAUAGCACUCGUUCAUGAUAUUGCAGAAGCUAUUGUUGGAGAUAUAACACCAUCUGAUGGUGUGCCAAAGGAAGAGAAAAGUAGACUGGAACAAGCAGCUUUGAAUGAAAUGUGCAAGGUUCUUGGUGGAGGGAUGAGAGCUGAAGAGAUCCAAGAACUCUGGCAAGAGUAUGAAAACAACUCUUCCUUAGAGGCCAAUCUUGUGAAAGAUUUCGACAAAAUCGAAAUGAUUCUGCAAGCCUUGGAGUAUGAAACGGAGCACGGGAAGGUUUUGGAUGAAUUCUUUCUAUCAACUGCAGGAAAAAUUCAAACUGAAAUAGGAAAGAGAUGGGCAGCAGAAGUCACUUCCAGGAGAAAUUCAAGAUUGGCAAACAGGCAAUGUUAG